Molecule: messenger RNA, 315 nt
Organism: Salvia miltiorrhiza (redroot sage)
Lineage: Eukaryota; Viridiplantae; Streptophyta; Magnoliopsida; Lamiales; Lamiaceae
Product: protein BASIC PENTACYSTEINE4-like
Exons: 1
Coding region: 1-315 (104 amino acids)
Biological process (GO): response to ethylene
Cellular component (GO): nucleus
Molecular function (GO): DNA-binding transcription factor activity; sequence-specific DNA binding
Source: RefSeq, a predicted model, not a curated record
AUGAACCAGAUCAUGUUUGAUGAAUCAAGCAUGCCAGUUCCCGUUUGCUCGUGCACUGGAGUUCCCCGGCAGUGUUACAAGUGGGGUAACGGGGGUUGGCAAUCUUCUUGUUGCACCACCUCCCUGUCAUUAUACCCUCUACCCCAAAUGCCAAACAAGAGGCAUGCACGGAUGGGAGGCCGGAAAAUGAGUGGGAGCGUCUUCAGCAGAUUACUUACGAGACUGGCAGCAGCCGGGCAAGAUUUGUCAAUUCCUGUUGAUCUGAAAGAGUACUGGGCUAAACAUGGAACAAAUCGCUACAUUACCAUCAAGUAA